Thlaspi arvense is the source of this 1834-nucleotide messenger RNA. The record is from the annotation of a GenBank genome assembly. Lineage: Eukaryota; Viridiplantae; Streptophyta; Magnoliopsida; Brassicales; Brassicaceae.
CAACAAAUUGGUCCGUGUUUCAGAUUAACCGUGACCGAGACUUUAUUAACCAAACUCUGAUCUCAGCAUCUAUUUCAUCGAUUUUUUUUCCUUUGAGUUGCCCUUUUCUUAUAUUCAAUUUUAUGCUGGUAAUGUAGUUCCCUGCGGUGAUGAUUUUAUGAAAAAUUCACAUGUCAGACUUCAGAGGUUCUUGAAUAAAGAAUCAGUGAGAAUACAUUCAUAUUUCUGAGCAGAAGACUAAUUUGUUUGGAAAUCCCCCAUAAAUCGAUUUUGAGAAGAUAAUAUGUGGAUUAAUUACAGAAGGGAAAUCAUCUUUAUUGAAUUAGAAAGAGACGCGCGUUGUUUAAUGAAAGCUGUUAUCCGUGGUGAACAAUGAUAGACCCUUGUUGUGAAAGUGAAAUCUAAAAAUUUAUUUUAGAAAUACCAUCCAAAGUAAAACUGAAUUGAGUAAUUAAGACUUAAGAGGGAUGAGUUUAACAUUCUAAAAUUCAAAAAUGUAUGAGCAAAACCUGAAUGAGAUUAACAUUGAUGAGGGGUUAUCUGAACAAGCCAAAUUCCGGUAUCUAUAUAGCCAAAAAUAAUUGUACCCGAAAGUAUAUCUGAGACUUUUUUAGUAAGCGUCAAGAAACACGUCGUCGAGAGAAAGAAAAGUGUUGCAUAUUUGCCUACGUGGCAGAACAUCGACCAAAAUAGCUUUCAGAUCCCAUUUUCUCUCCUAAUUAUUUGUCGAUGUUGUUGUCGUCAUGUUAGUCCGCGAUGGAGAUAUUUCGAAAGGCAGCGAUUGUACGGCUCCGUAGCCACAACGAUAAAUACCUUAUCGCCGAUGACGAUCAAGAAUCCGUUCAUCAAGACCGUCGCGGCACAACUAAAAACACCCGAUGGACGGUUGAGAUUGUUCCUGGAUCCAAUGUCAUCCGUCUUCAAAGCUGUUACGGCAAAUACCUUACCGCCACUAACAUUCAUUUCCUCCUCGGAGCCACCGGUGAAAAGGUACUUCAAACCUUACCAGAAAAAUUGGACUCAUCAGCCGAGUGGGAGCCAAUAUCGGACGAUGGUAUACAUGUACGAUUCAAGAGUCGGUACGGGCAAUAUCUAAGAGCAAACAAAGGUUUACCACCGUGGAGAAACUCCAUCACGCACGAUAUUCCUAGCCGUACGGUCACACAAGACUGGAUCCUGUGGACUAUUGAUGUUCUCCAAAUUCGAGUUAUCAAAGAUGAUGCUGAAUCUACCCAUACUUCUUCCACAUUUUCACGGACUGAGUCAGGUGACUCGAUUACUGUGAGUCUACCACUAAAAUCCGAAGGAAGACUGAUAUAUUACGAGAUCGGAGAUGACAGUGGGAAGAGAAAUAGCGAUACAGUACAAAAAUCAUUGAUUUUCCAUGGAAACGAAUUGACGGAACUAAAGAAGAAACUAGAGGAAGAAACUGGGAUCGAAGAUCUUACGGUUUGCUCUAUAAACCCUCUGAAUGAGAAGCUUUGUCCUCUUCAACUGCAUCUUCCACCAAACAACGCAACAAUGCACAUCAUCGUCGUUCCUUCUUCUUCUUCGCUCGAUAUCGACAAAGGUUGUUAAAAUAAACAACCAACACCACGGAGAAGAAACUAGAGAGCAUUUUUUAAUAUGAUUAUCUCUAUUUUAUAUUACCUUGUAUUGGGUCUACGUAGAAGAGAAGUACAUAUACUGAUCUAUUCGUUUUUUACUUGGUAUUGGACUAAAUCUAAAUCAAAUAGCAGGUUUUUAGCUUCUUUAAGUAUUCAUUAAUCAACUGUAUAUUAUUUUAAAUUAAGUUUCUUUAUGACGAUAAAAAAUUACAUCUAUUUAGUAAUUU